This is a messenger RNA of Pyrus x bretschneideri (Chinese white pear), 3891 nucleotides long. RefSeq names its product pentatricopeptide repeat-containing protein At5g46680. The transcript is spliced from 7 exons. The coding region runs from base 476 to 1849 and encodes 457 amino acids. Gene Ontology annotation, molecular function: protein binding. Lineage: Eukaryota; Viridiplantae; Streptophyta; Magnoliopsida; Rosales; Rosaceae. The record is from RefSeq and is a predicted model, not a curated record.
CAUGGCCCACUACUUGCCCUCUUCCAUUUCGGCCGCUGAAGUUAUUUUUGUGUUGAAGGGCAUGUAUGUUUCAAGCACUUGUCCUUGGCAUCCCUUUAUGGUGGUUGGAUUUGCUAAAUACCUACUAAUAGCCCAGCCCAUACCCCAAAAAAAAAAAAAAAAAAAAAACCUCCAGCGCUUCCUAGUACUCUGACUACUCUCUGCUCGGCACCUCAAUCACUUCACUCGACUCGACCAGGAAGGAGUAGGCGCGUCUUCUGUGUCCAACUCUCCCUCCCUCCCUCUCCGACUCCUCCACUGUGACUCCUAUCAUUGACUGAACAUCUUCACUUGUUCUUUUACAUGAGAUGCCCUCAGAACUGAAACCCCCAAAUCGAAACCAGGCUGCCUCUUGUUUUGGUCCGCCUUCAUUGUUUGGAUUUGGAUUUUUCAGCGGGCUUGGUUUUCUCUUGGGAAGUCAGUAUGUUUGAUGUGAAUGAUGGUUUCUGGAUUAUCGACUAGGUUGUUGAACAUAUGUAUAGCUUCGUAUUGUAAGUCCCGGCUACUGGAGAGAGCAGAAGCCGUUAUAAUUGAUGGCAUAAGAUUGGGGGUGAUUCCAGAUGUGGUAACUUACAAUACUUUGCUCAAUGCCUAUUCUCGGUUUGUUAGCUUGGAUUCAGCUUAUUCUGUUGUUCAUAGAAUGAAAGAGGCUGGGAUUAGUCCAGAUGUCAUUACAUACAAUUCUUUGUUAUCCGGGGCCACCAGGAAUUGCCUAUUAUCACAAUCUCUGGAUCUGUUUGAGGAAAUGUUACAAGCGGGCAUACAUCCUAAUGUAUGGAGUUACAAUAUUCUGAUGCAUUGUUUCUUUAAGUUGGGAAAACCUGAUGAAGCCAACAGAGUUUUUCAGGAUAUUUUACUUCGCAAUCUCACUCCUCACCCAGCUACGUUUAACAUAAUGAUUAAUGGCCUUUGUAAAAAUGAAUACAUUGAUAAUGCCCUUAUGUUAUUUAGGAAUUUGCAACGUCAUGGAUUUGUUCCCCGAUUAGUGACGUACAAUAUUCUUAUCCAUGGGCUAUGCAAGGCACGCAGAUUGGGGCAAGCAAGAAAGAUGCUAAAGGAACUGGGGGAAUCAGGUUAUGAGCCAAAUGCCAUAACCUACACUACAGUUAUGAAAUGCUGCUUUAAGUUUAAGCAGUAUGACGAAGCGCUCGAGAUUAUGUCAGAGAUGAAGAGUAAAGGGUAUACCUUUGAUGGCUUUGCAAACUGCACAGUUGUUGCUGCUUUAGUUAAGACUGGGAGGAUAGAAGAGGCAAAUGCUUGCAUGGAACAGACAAUGAGAAAUGGCAUUGAACUUGAUUUAGCGGCUUAUAACACUUUACUUAAUAUGUAUUGUAGAGAAGGUAAGUUUGAAGCUGCCUAUAAGUUGAUGGAUGAAAUAGAGAAUGGAGGUCUGCAGUGUGACAAGUAUACCCACACAAUUAUAAUUGAUGGAUUGUGUAAGGCUGGUAAUAUUAUCGGGGCUGAACAACAUUUACAAUAUAUGAAAAUGAUUGGCUUCCGUGAAAAUUUGGUUGCCUUCAACUGCAUGAUUGAUGGCUUGUGUAAAGCUGGUCAAAUCGAUCGUGCGAUGGACUUGUAUAAAUCAAUGGAGACUAAAGAUUCCUUUACCUACACCUCUUUGGUGCACAAUCUUUGCAAGGCUGGAAGGUUCCGUUGUGCGUCCAAGCUUAUGAUGAAAUGUCUAAGAGAUGGCAAGAAAAUACUCAAGGCUACCCAACGAGCUGUCCUUGAUGGUCUUCGUAGUACAGGGUAUACAGAUGAAGCAAGGAAGCUUCGGUGGAAAAUUCAAGUGGCUCGAAUAUUACGUUAAAAAUUGGCCGUGCUUUUGCUGCUGAAAAUUAGUUUCAUCAUAUUUGCAUUGGCAUUUUGGACAGCACCAUUUAAAAUCCCUCUUUUAGUCAUAUGCCGUAAACAUAAGUUGUUUUGGGUGGUAAGCUUGUUCUACACAGCACUGAUUAUUAACGGUGAAGAGUAAUGUUGAAUCCGAAUGUAAGGCGACUAACUACCCUGCCACUGCCUUGCAUUGCUAAUCUGACAGUGGUUCUGCCGGUGUGCAUAACAGAAAGACACUACUUGUAGCAAAUACACUACUUCCCAUAUUCAUGUAUGACUGGAAACAUUUCUCAAAUUCAUCUGUCAGUCAUGCUGGUUCUUCACUUGAUGGACCCACUGGUAACUGGUUAGCAUUAUUGAGAGCAGUUUAGUUAGAACUCAGGACAACUACUAACUUCUCCUGAGAGGAGUUUUUAUGAUUGAGAGGCCUCAUUUAUUUCGUGCUUCUGUGUGUGCGUGCUUAUAACUUGGCUCAGAACUCAGAAGGAGAUGCAUUGACAAAAUAAAUAGUUUUCAGAGCAUGGGAUAAAAACUAAGGUGUAUCAUAAUGUGCGCGGAGGUCCAGAUUUUAAGCUCAGCAAUUCAAUUCACGUAUGUCAUUAUGCAGAUGUAGUGGUCUAAACCAAAGCAAGGUGACAGGGUAAGUAGAAUAAAGAAAGAAAAAGACAGAAAUAUGAAUUGCUGGUUUACUUCAUAUUACUGUAUUUUAUGUAUUUAAAAAUAUUGCCUGUAGCUCCAAAGAGGAUGGUUACUCGUUCGGCAUAAAGGGUUUCUUCCCUUGAUAUCCUGGAUGUUUAGGUGAUCUAGUUUACUGAAAGUAAAUUCCCAAAAUUUCAGUCUAGCGAAUAAGAAUAUUAGAUAACUGCAUAAAACAUCUGUCCCGGUCCUAAAUAAAAUUUCGUAUAUGACUGCACAAACAGCAAUUCAAGAAAGGCUCAUACUCUAUCAGAAUAAAGCUGUUUGAAUUAUUCGAACAAUAAACAAAAAUCAUACAAAAAUAUAGGGGAAAGAUUGAAAUGUAUCGAGAAGAGAUAACAGAGCUGGUUUUAUGAGCUGGGACAGCGAAACAAAAAACCAGCUGCUCAACUUCUUUGGGCUGGAACAGAGAAAGGAGAGAAGGAUUGAGGUAUGUAGGUGGGAGCCUGAUUCAUGUCUGCUGGAAGGAGAAAUAGGAUAUCAAAGAGGUUGAUGGGGGAUUAGGCUUCUCUGUUGGGUGGGAGGAGAAGAAGAUGGUGAGGCCUUAAGCGAAUACACACAAUGGCAGCAGUUUUUGUUUAAAAGAAAAAAACAUUAUCUAACAGAUGACACAAAUCCUUACGUUAAAAGUAAGGAAUCACCAAUGACCAAAAGGUGCCAUUGCCUCUAAGACUUUUGAAAGCAAAAGUAGGUUUACUGGUCGUCUUUCUUCUGGGGCUUUCGAUGAUUCUCCCAUUCUUGCCCCAAAGUGCAACUAGACGACUUUGAAAACACUGAUGAACAUGAAUGAUGAAGGUGGUAACUCUGUAUCCACUGUGCUUCUCGAGGGUAUAGUGACAGUAUAUUGGAUGAUAUUGAAGGAGCAUGUGGAUGGCAGAGUGAACACGGACAAGGCAACAGCUGCUAGUGUAUGUAUACUGUUCUUGGAGCUGCAGCUACUGAAUUGAGUGAGCUAGGAGAGUAAAGGAGUUAUAUUUUACAGAAACGGGAAACAUUGUCAUUUUCAGGCAGUGUGCAUUGGAUGGCUGUGUUUCACAUUCAGAUUGUACCAGUAUACUGUAGCAAAAUUUGCCGAAAGCUUUGACACUAUGCCAAAAUUUCUUGAGAAAAAUGCUGGGCUUAAUGCAACGGAGAUCAUAUCUUCUAUAUGUGCUGAACAUGCAUCAGGAAAUACCAAAGUUUGCCUUGACUAAGUAGGCUGUUCCUUGCCUUGUAGCAGUUCAUGUUUUGUAUGAGAGUUUCCAUUGCAUUGUAUGUUGUUACAGCUGUGAUGCUUGUAGACAUCGAAAUUUCAGUAAAACAAAUGUUCACCAAUGCAUUAAA